AUGACUAUUACUGCCAUCGUUCAUAUUGUGGCCAUCAUGGCCACCAUGGAGGAGACGUCUACCUCCCUUCCCACUCCUACGUCCACCCCCACCUCCACCGAACCUGCCACCUCUCCUGUCGAGGCCAGAGCCUCCAGGAAGGGUUUUUCCUGGUGGCCUGUCAUGGAGGGUUUCAUAGAGGAGCAGCUGGCCAUAGAAGAUGCUGCUGCAGGGGUCCCAGACCUGCUCCUCACCUCCACAACCUCGACCACCACCACCGCUGUUAUCACGACUUCCACCACUACCAGCGUCCCGAGGGACAAGGCUGGAAGCGAGCUUCGAGGAGGAAGCUCAGGGGCCUCUUCAAGUGGCGCCGCAGCUCCAACUCUGUCGGUGCUGGUGGUGAUUAUAAUUACGUUCUUUAUGUAA
Molecule: messenger RNA, 408 nt
Organism: Perkinsus marinus ATCC 50983
Lineage: Eukaryota; Perkinsozoa; Perkinsida; Perkinsidae
Exons: 2
Coding region: 1-408 (135 amino acids)
Source: RefSeq, a predicted model, not a curated record